AUGUCUGAGCCACCUUGCAAGAAAUGCAAAAAGGCCGGACUAGAUUGUUUUCAAAAACGGCCUUUCCGGUGGGUCGAAGGUGCAGCCUUUCGGGGUAAGAAAGCUUCUUCGGCCAAGGGUGCUUCCACGAAGCUCCGUCUAGGCUCACUAGGAGAGGAGCAUCUUUGCGGCGGGGAUAUAACCAACUCUGAGUCGAUUGCUGUUGCUAGCACUGUGGGGCAUGGGAGCCUUGAUUCUUUGAUUCCUAAUGUACCAGUAAAUCCGGAUGACCCCUACGCUUCAGGCGUAGACCAGGUUUCUAAGUACUAUCUAUACUAUUACAGCAAAUGCGUGUGCAAGCUGUUCGUUAUGUACGACAGCAAGAGGAACCCUCUAAGAUGUCUAAUACCCGCUGCAUUGAAUAACUCCGUCUUAUUAACGUCCAUUGUCGCGCUCUCAGCACGUCAUAUGGCCAAUGGAGACCAAUCAUUCUAUGAGCUUGGAACAUCAACCUUUCCCACGUUGAAUGACGCGCAGCAAAAUGCUCUUUGGUUCAAAUGCAAAGCUAUACAAGAACUAUCACAUGCUUUGAACGAGGGAACACCAUCCAAACAAGAUACGAUAAUUGCCAGUGCAUUUCUAUUGAUCUUUCUGGAUCUCUUGGAAUCUGGAAGCGACAAGUGGAACCUUCAUUUAGAAGGCGCCAAGAGAUUGAUUACUCAACUUCAACCCUCCAUGGCAUCACAGACAGGCAUUGAGCAGAACCUUGGGGAAACUGUUGAGGGGAUACGUAAUUUUAUCAUGAGACAGAUCUACUUAAUCGACACACUCGGGGCAACAUACACACGUCCCCGGCUAUUGUCCAGCACGCCCUCCCUACAGCAGUCGACAACACCCCUGCAGAUGAGUCUGGAUCAGUCCUAUCUAGGAUGUCCAGAGCUUCUGUUGGAUGCUCUGCGAUCUUUUUCAAUUUGUAGAGACAUGCUCGCAGGCUCAAAUCUCCUCGAUAGGGCCAGCCUGGAAUCAUAUAUUGAGAACGUCAGCAUAGUACUUGACCUAACACAGAAUUUUGAUUGUCAGGCCUGGGUAUCAGGUCUACCACAACUACAUACUCAUUCAACACAUGACACUGGUAUGCUGCCGACAUUGGCAGAGGCAUAUAAAGCCGGCACCCUCAUAUACGGCAUACGCGUUCGGGAUGCUAUUACCGGAAGUACGACACCCACCAAUGACUUGGUAUGUGGAUUGAUUGCUACAAUUGAGGCCUUGAAGUGCGACGAGGCCCUCUUCAAAUGUAUACUCUGGCCUAUGUUUGUUGCAGGUUUAGAGUCCCGACAGCAAGACCAACGGGACUUUGUCAUUAGUUGUCUGGAGAAAUUCUGGUUCGAGACGAAAUGUAUCAACGUGGUUAAUGCUGCGAAUAUUUUGAGAAGGUUCUGGAAGAUGGAUGAUACCCAACCGGCAUUGUCCUCGCAGUGGAUAUUCAAUGUCGGGCAACUGGGACGUGAUUGGCUUCUUAUAUAG
This is a messenger RNA of Aspergillus bombycis, 1503 nucleotides long. RefSeq lists its product as uncharacterized. Gene Ontology annotation, biological process: positive regulation of transcription by RNA polymerase II. Gene Ontology annotation, cellular component: nucleus. Gene Ontology annotation, molecular function: DNA-binding transcription factor activity; transcription cis-regulatory region binding. The transcript has 4 exons. Bases 1 to 1503 code for a protein of 500 amino acids. The record is from RefSeq and is a predicted model, not a curated record. NCBI's taxonomy places the organism in Eukaryota, Fungi, Ascomycota, Eurotiomycetes, Eurotiales, Aspergillaceae.